Pseudoliparis swirei is the source of this 1190-nucleotide messenger RNA. RefSeq names its product cofilin 2 (muscle) (gene cfl2). Gene Ontology annotation, cellular component: actin cortical patch; cytoplasm; actin cytoskeleton. The transcript is spliced from 4 exons. NCBI's taxonomy places the organism in Eukaryota, Metazoa, Chordata, Actinopteri, Perciformes, Liparidae. The coding region runs from base 106 to 606 and encodes 166 amino acids. Gene Ontology annotation, biological process: actin filament severing; actin filament fragmentation; cell motility. Gene Ontology annotation, molecular function: actin filament binding. The record is from RefSeq and is a predicted model, not a curated record.
CCCCCUCCUUCUCCCCCUCCUCCUCCUCCGGCCACACUCCCCGCUCCCUCACCCCGGAGAGAAGCCCUAUCAGACGGCGUCGCAGCGGACAUACCCCGGGACAACAUGGCGUCUGGCGUGACCGUGAACGAUGAGGUCAUCCGGGUGUUCAACGACAUGAAGGUGAGGAAGUCUUCGUCCCAGGACGAUGUGAAGAAGAGGAAGAAGGCGGUUCUGUUCUGCCUGAGCGAGGACAAGAAGAAGAUCAUCGUGGAGGAGGGCAAGCAGAUCCUGGUGGGCGACAUCGGGGACUCCGUGGAUGACCCGUACGCCUGCUUCGUGAAGCUCCUCCCCCCCAACGACUGCCGCUACGGGCUGUACGACGCCACCUACGAGACCAAGGAGUCCAAGAAGGAGGACCUGGUCUUCAUCUUCUGGGCUCCUGAGAACGCCCCCCUGAAGAGCAAGAUGAUCUACGCCAGCUCGAAAGACGCUAUCAAGAAGAAGUUCACAGGUAUCAAACACGAGUGGCAGGUGAACGGUCUGGACGACAUCCAGGACCGCGCCGCGCUGGCGGAGAAGCUGGGUGGGAAUGUGGUGGUAUCUCUGGAGGGCAAGCCGGUGUGAUGUCAUCGCGGCGAGCCGAGCCAACGGCGUGCCAACUCCCACCACCCAACCGCCCCCCCGCCCACCACCAGGAGUCAUUAGCUGGUUUCCUUUUGCUUUUUGUCCAACAUGGAGAUCUCAUUUACAUAAUGAUAUGCAAACACCUCCCACUUUGUUGCCACAUGACUUCUGUUCACCUGGCAGACCCACGAAUGAGCCCAGACCCCCUGCAGAUCCCCUGCAGACCCCCUGCAGACCCCGAUGAAGGAGCCAGACCAGAGUUUUGCCAAACGUUACAUGUGAAGGAAGCAGCCACGCGUGUCGGAGGCGAGCGCCGCUAAGCUGCGCCUCCUGCAGCACGCGGGUCAUGACGCUCUUUCCAUGUGACUUUAUUUAUUACUGUGUUGUUGUUGCUAUGCACCAGGAGAGGAGGAGCUCCGCCUUACUCAGUUUGAAUGUAACACCAGUUAGUUAGCGCGCUUUUAUUUUGUAAGAAACAGGAAGCAGACUCCACUUACACAGGGAGAGACAACAACAUCACGACAGAGGAACGUUGUUUCUGAGAUCUCAUGAAACCACUUUGCAAUAAAAGCCUGUGGCCUGUC